This is a messenger RNA of Neoarthrinium moseri, 1092 nucleotides long. RefSeq lists its product as uncharacterized. Bases 1 to 1092 code for a protein of 363 amino acids. NCBI's taxonomy places the organism in Eukaryota, Fungi, Ascomycota, Sordariomycetes, Amphisphaeriales, Apiosporaceae. The transcript is spliced from 2 exons. The record is from RefSeq and is a predicted model, not a curated record. Gene Ontology annotation, molecular function: NAD binding; magnesium ion binding; oxidoreductase activity, acting on the CH-OH group of donors, NAD or NADP as acceptor.
AUGUCUCCCAAGUUACUUAAGAUCGCAGUUAUCCCCGGUGAUGGGAUUGGUCUUGAAGUAAUGCCCUAUGGGGUGCGAUGCCUCGAGGCAGCCGCCAAAGUCUUUGGCUUGUCGUUGGAGUUUGAGCACUUCGACUUCGCGAGCUGUGACUAUUACGAGAAACACGGCGACAUGCUACCCUCGGAUUGGAAGGAAACGCUUUUGAAGUUUGACGCCAUCUACUUCGGCGCGGUGGGAAUGCCAGACCAGGUCCCCGACCACGUCUCGUUGUGGGGUAGUCUACUCAAAUUCCGACGGGAGUUCGAUCAGUACAUUAACUUGCGGCCAUGCCGCCUCAUGCCUGGCGUCAAGAGUCCACUGGCCAACAAGAAACCAGGUGACAUCGACUUCUGGGUGGUCCGAGAGAAUACCGAGGGCGAGUAUAGCAGUAUCGGUGGCAAGAUCUUCGAAGGCACUGAUAGAGAGACCGUCGUCCAGGAAACGGUGAUGACCCGGGUCGGCGUUGACAGAGUGCUGCGAUAUGCAUUCAAUCUGGCUCAAAGCCGACCAAAGAAGAAGCUAACCAGCGCAACGAAAAGCAAUGGGAUUAGCAUCACGAUGCCAUACUGGGACUCAAGAGUGAAGGAGAUGUCUUCAAGCUACUCCGAUGUUAGCGUUGAGAAGUAUCAUAUUGAUAUCCUGACAGCGCACUUUGUACAACGGCCAGAGAUAUUCGACGUCGUCGUUGGCAGUAACCUGUUUGGCGACAUCAUGUCUGACUUGGGGCCCGCCUGCACCGGCACCAUUGGCAUUGCCCCGUCAGGAAACCUAAAUCCAGAGGGGAAAUUUCCCAGUUUAUUUGAGCCUGUGCACGGCAGUGCUCCAGAUAUUUUUGGCAAGGGAAUUGCUAACCCUAUUGGGAUGAUCUGGGCAGGCCAAAUGAUGCUGGAACAUUUUGGCUUUUCGGAAGCUGCGGCGGCAGUGUUGAAAUCCAUUGAGAUUGUAUUGGGCCGCUCGGACCUUGAAGUCAUGACAGCGGAUAUGGGCGGGAAAGGCAACACACAGACCCUGGGCGAGGCGGUAGAGAAGGAGAUUUUAGCCUUCAAGAAAUGA